GGCGCCCGGUGCGGCCACGUUCGGGUGCGCGGCCAGCGGCGCGUUGGGCGCAGCGAGCGGCGGCGGGCGCGGGGCGAUGGGGGCGCGGCGGCGGCCGGCGCUCUGACAGCCCCCGGCGCUCCCUCGGCGGCGGGCGCAGCGGCUCCGGCGGCGGCGGCAGCGGCAGCAGCGGCGGCGGCUCGCGGCGGCCGCCCCUAUCCUGCUCGGCGCGGACCAUGUUCGCCAAAGGGAAGGGCUCGGCGGUGCCCUCGGACGGGCAGGCGCGGGAGAAGCUGGCGCUGUACGUCUACGAGUACCUGCUGCACGUCGGCGCCCAGAAGUCUGCGCAGACCUUCCUGUCCGAGAUCCGGUGGGAGAAGAACAUCACGCUGGGCGAGCCCCCCGGCUUCCUGCACUCCUGGUGGUGCGUGUUUUGGGACCUGUACUGCGCAGCUCCCGAAAGGCGAGACACUUGUGAACAUUCGAGUGAAGCCAAAGCCUUUCAUGACUACAGCGCAGCUGCCGCCCCAAGUCCUGUGCUUGGAAACAUUCCCCCGAACGACGGGAUGCCCGGGGGCCCCAUCCCGCCCGGUUUCUUCCAGGGACCGCCUGGGUCACAGCCCUCGCCACACGCACAGCCUCCACCCCACAAUCCUAACAGCAUGAUGGGACCCCACAGUCAGCCGUUCAUGUCACCGCGCUACGCCGGAGGUCCCCGGCCCCCCAUCAGGAUGGGCAACCAGCCCCCAGGUGCCGUUCCCGGUACACAGCCAUUGCUGCCCAACUCAAUGGAUCCCACGCGACAGCAAGGGCACCCCAACAUGGGCGGCCCCAUGCAAAGGAUGAAUCCUCCGCGAGGGAUGGGCCCCAUGGGUCCCGGUCCGCAGAACUACGGCAGCGGCAUGAGACCUCCACCCAACUCCCUAGGCCCUGGCAUGCCUGGAAUUAACAUGGGGCCGGGUGCUGGUAGACCGUGGCCGAACCCCAGCAGUGCUAACUCAAUUCCAUACUCUUCUUCAUCGCCUGGUACAUACGUGGGUCCACCCGGUGGCGGUGGUCCCCAGGGACACCCUCAGCCCAGUCCUGCAGAUUCAACAAAUUCAAGUGACAACAUCUACACAAUGAUUAAUCCAGUACCGCCCGCAGGCAGUCGAUCGAAUUUCCCGAUGGGCCCCGGCUCUGACGGCCCCAUGGGCGGCAUGGGCGGCAUGGAGCCCCAUCACAUGAACGGAUCGUUAGGGUCAGGAGACAUAGAUGGACUUCCAAAAAAUUCUCCAAACAACAUAAGUGGCAUUAGCAAUCCCCCGGGCACUCCAAGAGACGACGGGGAGCUGGGAGGCAACUUUCUCCAUUCCUUCCAAAAUGACAAUUAUUCCCCCAGCAUGACGAUGAGUGUGUGAUUUCCCUCCCCCUCCUCCUCUCCAGGAUCAAGAGAGUCAGCUGCCGUUCGGAGGAUCUCAACGAAUUAUGCAAGAAGAAGAAGAAGAAUCUAGGUGUAUGGGCAGGGACACGCGUGGCGGGGGCCAAAACCCCAGGUUUAGUUUCAUGCAAUAAAAAGGCUGAACUUUUUAUUCCAUAAAACAUGAAGGACAAAACUUAAAAUAUUUCAAGACAUGACAAGACCCUUCUUUGUGCAGAAGGGUUUAUAUAUGUACAUGACACUUCUUUUUGGAAACAAACGGAAGCCUCUAGCACCCAACUCCGAUCUCUUUGCUUUGUUCUUUUAAAUAAAGACAGAAACCGAACCUGUUGUAUGUUUGUGCCGUGCGACACCAGGAAGCUAGUCUAGAUAUGAAAUCAUGUUGUCUCUGUUGUAGUCAUUUUUUUAAAUAAACUGGACAGUUUACAAUGGUGGUUUUCGUUCAGAAGGCCUGUUUUUCUUUUUCUUUUUUUUUUUUUUUUUGGUUUUGGGGGUUUUUUUCCCUUCUAUUUUUGGGGGUUUUUUUUGUUUGUUUGCAGCACAACGCUUCCUCCUCCAGUUAACAAGAUCUGCUUUGGGGAAGAGACUCCACCACCUCGUUAUAAACUUAUUAACGCAGGUGACCCCCUUCUAGGAUCACAUCCUCGAAUGAAUCGUGAUCUUGCUCUCUGUGACUGUGGCAUGCACUGUGUUAGUCUUUCCCCCCCUCUCUGAGUACAAGAAGAAAUCUCUUGUCCCUCCUUUCCCCAGAAUCCUUCAGCUGGUUCACUGCAAAAAUUGAUUUUUUAAAUAUUUUUUUUUUAAUCCACCGAAAGAAAGAGUUACUCUGACCUGGACUUUGAAACUGUGAUCUCCAGCUAACUUGGGAUUUUCUGGGGGUUUUCUUUGCUUUAGGGGUAUUUUGGGGGGGGUGGUUUCUUUUCUUUAGAGAUGUGCUCUUGUCAGGAUUUCACUUAUCUAUGAUUUGGAACUGGAUGGAGAUAUUUUUUAAGGACAUUCUUGUUGUUAAAAUGUAACCUUGCUAUUCUGUAGGCUCGCUCUGUAAUAAGAAAAUAAAAAUUAAUGGCAAGCA
This is a messenger RNA of Chiroxiphia lanceolata (lance-tailed manakin), 2471 nucleotides long. RefSeq names its product single stranded DNA binding protein 3 (gene SSBP3). NCBI's taxonomy places the organism in Eukaryota, Metazoa, Chordata, Aves, Passeriformes, Pipridae. Gene Ontology annotation, biological process: positive regulation of transcription by RNA polymerase II. Gene Ontology annotation, molecular function: protein binding; single-stranded DNA binding. Gene Ontology annotation, cellular component: nucleus. The record is from RefSeq and is a predicted model, not a curated record.